AUGAUAAUUAGGACUGAUGAAAACAGAUGGUCUCGAAAUGACGAACGUAUCUGUUACGAAUCUUUGCUUGGUUUACGCUAUAUGGAUUUGUUUGACGAAGUGGAACGAGAAGCACUGCUUGCUGGAAAACCGCUUAAUGAUCCGAUGUCAUUUAUGCGAGAUAUGGCUCCAUGUAUCGACCGUGGCAGAGAAGAAGCGGAUGCGAUGCUGAAAGUCGAUGUGCGUUCGAUUCUGUUCAUUCGAGCUGCUACUGCCUACAGAAUGUUAGCUGAUAAUUCAUUUAGCUUGGUCAGAUACGGUCGGGUGCUUCGUUUUGCGCGUGUCGGACUUUACUGUUGUCUGGCAGUGUUAUCUCUGAACGCAGGCAUGACCGCAGGUCAUGCUCAACGAAAUUUGGCUACAGCACGAGCGUUGAUUCCUUCAAUGAUGUGUCAUAUUGCGGAGGCUGUCGGAAAUAUUGCGUGCAGUCCUUUGCCGAUAAAAGACGUAGCCAAGUCGGAUUUGAAACGAUGCUAUCGUGACAAGCAAAUUAAAGCUCAGGCACUAGCUUUUAUAAAAUAUGAACAAGGUGACUUUUGA
This is a messenger RNA of Gongylonema pulchrum, 579 nucleotides long. The record is from the annotation of a GenBank genome assembly. Lineage: Eukaryota; Metazoa; Nematoda; Chromadorea; Rhabditida; Gongylonematidae.